Morus notabilis is the source of this 927-nucleotide messenger RNA. Its product is annotated as patatin-like protein 3. The record is from RefSeq and is a predicted model, not a curated record. The transcript has 5 exons. Gene Ontology annotation, molecular function: monoacylglycerol lipase activity; glycerophospholipase activity. NCBI's taxonomy places the organism in Eukaryota, Viridiplantae, Streptophyta, Magnoliopsida, Rosales, Moraceae. The coding region runs from base 1 to 927 and encodes 308 amino acids.
AUGGUAUAUUUAGUUAUACACUUGCCUGAAGAAGCCAUUCGAGGAAAACCAGUUCACUUAAGAUGGAUGUAUCCAUUUGAACAUUUUCUUGGAUCGUUAAAGAAAUAUGUCAAGAAUCGUGCACGUCCUGAGGGUUCGAUUGCUGAGGCAUACAUUCUGAACGAAGCUCUGACUUUUUGUUCAUUGUAUUUAACUGGAGUUGAAACACGGUUUAACCGACUAGCCAGAAAUUGGGUAGACGAUGAAGAUCGUACUGUUAAAAAGAUUUCUGUGUCGGAUAUGAAAAAAAUUGAAUGUCAUCUUUCAGACAUUGGUAUAGCCACAUCGGCAGCCCCAACUUACCUACCUGCCCACUAUUUUAGGAACACAGAUGACAGCGGCAAAAGUGAAGAAUUCGAUCUCAUCCAUGGGGGCAUUCUGAAGCAUGAUCCAGAGUUCAACACAAUUAAGGCAGAAGACUUCCGUUUUCUGUUGAUCUCUUUGGGGACAGGCUCAAACAGGAUUGCGAAAAAAUAUGAUGCAAAAACAUGUGCAAAGUGGGGCCCUGUAAACUGGAUCAUGUGGAAUGGAAAUACUCCUAUCACUGAUGUUUUCAUGGAAGCGAGCUCUGACAUGGUUGAUUACCAUAACACUCUUGUUUUUGAAGCCUUCCGUUCUCAAAAUCACCUUCUCCGCAUUGAGGAUGAAACACUACGUGGGGAUUUAGCUUCGGUGGACAAACUAACUCCUCAGAACCUGCGUAAUCUAGAGAAUAUUGGUAAACAAUUGCUCAAAAAGCCACUUUCACGCAUGAAUUUGAGAACUGGUCGCCAUGAACCUGUUCCUAAUGGUGGUACCAACGCCGACCCACUCAAAAGCUUUGCGAAGAUGCUUUCGGAUGAAAGGAAACUGCGCUUGUCCAACGCCAAGGCGGCCGUGGGGAAGUAA